GUCCCGACUCCAACAUGGACCCCAACCGUUAUCUCCUGGUCGUUGGGAUCUGUAUGUGUCGGAGUGUGAUGGUGUCCGCUAACAUCGUUACUCCGAACAUGUUCAAAUACACGCCCACCAACCAAGCGAAUGCAGCACUGAUGGUCACGGGGGGCUCGGAAUUUGCGGGAUCUUCCACCGUCCUUCCUCAAAACACCGUCACCGGCCUUCCGCCAACCGCAGACUGGGGCCCUCAACAAAAUACAACUGCAGACGCUCUAUCAAACACAGCAUGGGACGCUCCACAAAACGCUAUUUCCGAUAACUCCAUAUCGAGUCAAGGUAGACUGGUGAUCGUGGAUACCAACAACACCACGCCUCAGGACAUUACAGCAGUAAACGCUGGGGGAGGGGAUGUAGUGCUCACCAUGGAAACCGUUCCUAACGCCACGCCCUCGCAUCCGGCACAGUCCAGAACAACCGACUGGAACUGGAUAGUCACGCAAGCCCCUAAAGCCACACCCUCGCCACCUACGCGGGGCAGAGCGACCGACUGGAACUGGAUAGUAACUUCGACCCCUAAAGCCACACCCUCUCCACCUACACGGGGCAGAGCGACCGACUGGAACUGGAUAGUUACUCCGACCCCUAGAGCCACGCCCUCGCCAUCGACCAGAAAGUCCAACUGGAACUGGAUAGUCACCCCUGCCCCCAACACCCCUGCCCCCAUCACUCCCGCCCCCUACACUCAGGUACCAAACUAUCGACGCGUGACAACAAUUGGUCCCACUCCCUUCUACUAUGGAAACACAAACACGAUGGGUUAUCUUGGAAUCGGGAACACCGCCGGUUACUUUGGAACACCCCCACAAUGGCAAACUGCCCAUCAACAACACCCACAGCAAACCACUCCGUUCCCAGGAAAUAAAUAUGGUGUAUGUCCUUUGCCGUCAGUGGUCGGCGCCAAGUGUGGCUACCGGUGUAAACGAGACAGCGAGUGUGGUGCUGACUGGAAAUGUUGUCACGACGGCUCGGGUCGGCCAGAUGGCUGCUGCCAUGCCCGUCAACAAACAGAGUUCGAAAGCUUCAUGAAUUCUAUGUGGGACAUGCCUCCAUCACAGGAAAUACAGAAUGAAAUGCCGUAAACAUCUGCUCUUGUGGUCCGUUUUUCCUACACUGUCUGUUAUAAACCGUGGUUGAUAUGUCCCAUCUAUCAUCGGAGUAUUGCGGCUGUGAAGAUAGAGGACUAAUACACUACCCAAUAGUUGUAUACAUUUACCAUCAGGGGGUUGAUAUGUCACAUGCAGACGAGGCUAGUACCUGUCAACAUACAGGGAACAUCACGUUGCACCUGACUCAUCAGGGGUAAUAGUUGAAAACAUGGACAUUUUCUGUGCCUCACCAAAAAUUUUAGUGAUGUUCUUAUAUUUGUUGUACGGUAUGGGUGAAUUAUUUAAAUUACAUAAUUUAGACAGUUGGAUAAUGUAAAUGAAGAAUCCCUCUUUUAAUUCAUUCAGUUCUUAACUAUAACAUCUGAUGAGAAAGAAGAGGAAGGGUGGUACAUUUACGGUACUAUAUUGACUUGACGGUGAACAGCACCUACACAAACUCGCCAUGACUUCACGUUCAACAGCACCUACACAAACUCGCCAUGACUUCACGGUGAACAGCACCUACACAAACUCGCCAUGACUUCACGAUGAACAGCACCUACACAAACUCGCCAUGACUUCACGGUGAGCAGCAUCUACACAAACUCGCCAUGACUUGACGGUGAACAGCACCUACACAAACUCACAAUGACUUCACGGUGAACAGCACCUUCACAAACUCACAAUGACUUUCCGGUAAGCAGCAUCUACACAAUCUCGCCAUGACUUCACGGUGAGCAGCCCCUACACAAACUCGCCAUGACUUCACUGUGAGCAGCACCUACACAAACUCGCCAUGACUUCACUGUGAGCAGCACCUACACAAACUCGCCAUGAAUUCACGGUGAGCAGCCCCUACACAAACUCGCCAUGAGUUCAGGGUGACCAGCACCUACACAAAAUCGCCAUGACUUCACAGUGAACAGCACCUACACAAACUCGCAAUGACUUCACGGUGAACAGCACCUACACAAACUCGCCAUGACUUCACGGUGAGCAGCACCUACACAAACUCGCCAUGACGUCACGGUGAGUAGCACCUACACAAACUCGCCACUCAAACUGUCGCCAUAAACCAAUCACAGCACAGCGGUUACACGUGAAUGUUCUCUAAAUUCUUCUGAUGUUUUCCGUCAUGUUGUAAAAGAAAUCAGAAAAGCAUCAUGCUGGGACGUUAAAUUGUGACAGAAUUUCCUUAAUGCCGUUUUUACUCGACGUUUGUCACGUGACGGAAGUGGUAGUUACAGAAAAUACGAACUCGCACAAAAACAUGUCUGUUCUACUUUUUUAUAACAAAUUUUUGUUAUUGAAAUGAAUUCAUCCACAGAUUUUAACUCAUAACAGAUCAUUCUUGUAAAAUGUUCUAACAAAAACCGUAUUUUGUGUAUUAUUGAUGGAAAUCGCGAAAAAAUGCACACAUUAUCACAAGUUUAAUAUCUAAAAAGAAAAUGAAGCAUGUUUUUAUUUUGGUCAUGUAAUAAUGUGAAAACUCACCCGAACACGUGUAGAUUGAAUGAAAGGCAAAGCCAUUUAGGAAAACCUUAUACCUGGAUCAGUGCGUCGGUCUCGUUGGGCACCUCCUGUAAUGCAGCUUCACACAGAAUGGCCGGAUGAAUAACAGAUUCUGUCUACUGACGUAUGGUGAAACAAAGGGUUAGUAACAGGUAUUUAACGCAUGUGAAGUACAUGUAUGACCAUCGGAUGUUUUUGUUUUGUAACAAAGACACAAACAAAUUAGUAUAAAGAUAUUCACACAUAUCAAAUCCAGUGGUGAUAUAACAUUUGUGUGGUUUUCGAGUGGUGUUUUCGGUAUAUAAAGGAGGAAGUGUUUAGAUGAACUGCUAGAUAUUAAACACUAACAGUUAACAUGUUUACCGUAGCCUAUGAUAUGGGAGAUACAGGAACAGUAAAUAGACAGUAAAACUAGCCGGUACAGUGAGAGAUACAGGAACAGUAAAUAGACAGUAAAACUAGCCGGUACAGUGAGAGACAAUCAAGGUGCUGUUCUGUACAUUUCUCCAGUGGGAGACCAAAAACAAACACUGUUAAUAUAUUGUAUAUACAUGGAUAUGGACAUGGAGGUUUUCCCUGUGUGUAUUUAAAUAUUUGUGUUCAAUAAAAUGUUUUCCA
Messenger RNA from Mizuhopecten yessoensis (Yesso scallop), 3260 nucleotides. RefSeq names its product mucin-2-like. The transcript is spliced from 3 exons. The record is from RefSeq and is a predicted model, not a curated record. NCBI's taxonomy places the organism in Eukaryota, Metazoa, Mollusca, Bivalvia, Pectinida, Pectinidae. Gene Ontology annotation, cellular component: extracellular region. The coding region runs from base 15 to 1124 and encodes 369 amino acids. Gene Ontology annotation, molecular function: peptidase inhibitor activity.